Molecule: messenger RNA, 2157 nt
Organism: Ectocarpus siliculosus
Lineage: Eukaryota; Phaeophyceae; Ectocarpales; Ectocarpaceae
Source: the annotation of a GenBank genome assembly
AUGAGCUGCGACGAUGGCGCAUCCUUAGGUGCUGCUAGCGAUAGUGCUAGCGAAGACGACCUUUCUUCGACAGAUCUCAGCGUAGGAGACCGUGGUGCGAAAGAAUUGGGGGACGUCGACUUGAGUCCUCCCGAAUUGGGCGAUGCGCCUCCGUUGCUGAGCGGGUAUAGCCAAACGUAUGUUGUCCGGAAGCAGGACCCUCAGAGGGACCACGGAAGGAAUCGACAGGUAAUGUUUCGGUGCGGCAAUUGGUGCUACACUGGAGAGGUAAGUUUUGCGGGGCUCGGUGACGGAGAAGUCAUUACACUCAAGGACAUCCCGCGCGCGGUACCGAUGUUGCAGCGGCAGCAAGAUCGGCUGAAGUUCUUCUGUUGUGCCGACAGGGUGCCGGUGGAUUCCGUCUACCGACAACCCGUAGUAAUCCUCGCGGAGGUGCAAGAAUUCGUCGCUCAAGAGUUGGCAUCUUCGAGAACAACCCAAGAGCUUACCAAGUGGAGUGGCGCAUUUCACUGGAUUAACGACGAUUCGUCCUGCUCGACAUACUUCGAGCUACAAGCCGAGCUUCCUGCUUGCAUGGACGAGAUUGCGUUGGUAGCGUGCAAGACGUACGCUCGCGGGCUGGUGUUCAUCACUGUCUACCAGGAGGGGUCAUUUUACGUCGUCAUGCAGGAAGGCGAGGGUGACCAGGCACUCUUGGAUAUCCGAUUCCCGGAUGUCUCCUCGCAUGGGCAAGGGCUGCACCUCAUGUCUUACGACGACCUCCGACGCCCGUGGCGGAAAUUGACCCUCUGGCACGCCAUUAAACCUUCCGCUGCGACCCAGGCAAUGGAGGCAGCGGAGGCGGCAGCUAACGGAAGCUCCCGGUCUUUGGGGAGGCCACCGACAACCAAUCUCACUUCCACAACCUACUUGCAGACGUACGUGAUCAUGAAGCCUACGGGAACGGAAGAAUUCGGCACCAACAACGCUUACCGCGACGUCCUGUUCAGGUUUGGGAGCUGGUGCUACAGUGGAACUGUGCAGCUGACUCCUACCCUGGCGCUCAUGGACAUCCCCCACGUCAUCCCGGCCUUGCGCAUGCAGCAGAGCAAAUUGGAUUUCAUGUGUGACGUCGCACAACUAUCGCCGAUUCUGCUGCGCUUGAACUUCCUCUCUGAGGGGUUGCAGGUUCCAUCCAAGUCCCCUUUCGCGGCCCCGUUGGAGCACAUGCAGCGAUUGAUGCCUCUCAUGGAGGAGCAAGUCGCCUCCUCCGAAGAAGUGCUGACCGAUUUGUUGGAUAAGCUCUCGGACAUGGGGCUGGAGGACAGCGUGUCGUCAUGGUUCGACGGCGACAGUAUGCAAAGCUUUUUCGAGUUCCAGACGGCAGCGACAACAGCCACAAAGGAGGAGUUCCGAGGGGUAGAUCUGGUCGCUAGUAAGUCUUACUCCGCUCAGGGCGUGGUAACGAUCGGGAUCUGGUUUGAGGACUCCUACUACAUCGUGCUCGGCGAGGGGGGCGAGGAGCAGCCAUUGCUCGAUUCCAGAUUUCCGAACGUUUCAGCGAAAGGACGGGGCUACCAGAUUCGCGCCAUGACAAAGGGACCGGAGGGGUGGGAGGAGCUCAGGAAGGUGUCCGUGUGGCAGACCACGGCGGCGUUGCAGCAGGAAAUGGAAGCAAAGAUGAUCAAGGCCGGAGAAAAAGAAAGCGCGGAGACGCGGGCGGGGGGGAGUGAGCUAGAUGGGGGGCAGCAAGAGGGCGAGGAACAUGCCAAGGCGACCAGCACGAUGAUGAUCGAGGGGGGCGCCGCAAGUGCUGCCAACGAGCAGGGGGGAUCAAGGGGCGCUGGAUGGGCGGGCGGUGACCGAGCAGACCCCGCGAUCGGAGGGAGUGGUGGUGGGUUUCCGGGAGGUACGACCGGCGGGGGUAGCGCACAGGCUCAACCGAAGCAUUCGGGGGCGGGCGACCGCGGGGGGGUGGGGAGAGGGAUCGGGGCGGUUGGGGCAGAUGGGAACAAUCACGAUGAUAGGCCGAGCAGAGGAGGUGGAGUUCACGAGUUGAAGAGGCCAUGGGAAACAGGCGCGAUUCGCGGGCGUACCAACGACAACCUAACUGUUUCAGCUGAGCAAUUGAAGCGUCGAGACAAGCAACGAGCCGCUUCAUCGACGGAGAUAUUUUAG